Molecule: messenger RNA, 1073 nt
Organism: Pisolithus orientalis
Lineage: Eukaryota; Fungi; Basidiomycota; Agaricomycetes; Boletales; Pisolithaceae
Exons: 6
Coding region: 342-920 (192 amino acids)
Biological process (GO): regulation of DNA-templated transcription
Molecular function (GO): DNA-binding transcription factor activity; sequence-specific DNA binding
Source: RefSeq, a predicted model, not a curated record
GUCCGAACUUCGAGUGACCCUGGGAUGGCGCAACGGUCUAUUGAUUUUCCUGUAAGUCACAUUCACUCCUGCCGUUGAUAUUCGUGUUGUGAAUUCCCUUACGUAAUUCAUGACGAGCGCCAACCAACUUUGCUUCUCAAUUUCAACGGGGCUCCAGCGGGCGGCCGUCUGUCACCCACCCCAGACCCAGUUCUCAGUCAGCGCAGACCAGGCACCGGUUCGCACACCGCUUCCUCUGCGGAGCUCUCUGUCGAAAAGAGUGUCCCUCGAAAACAAUAGCCUAGCUGCCUAAUUAUCCUGCUCUCCCUACUUCUUAUAAACCUGGUCUGGCAACUCCCUCGAUGCACGCCCGUUCCCAAUCACACUCGGGCUACACCCCAGCUUAUAGUCACUCACAUCCCAUCACCACCACCACCGCCUCGUCCCCUCCAUCUCUAUUUGGCAUCAUCAGUGACGACGUUUCUGAUGACAAGUACGGCUUCGCUAGCGCGAGCGGCAGUGGAGGUCCAGUGACCGGAAAAUCUGGCUCUGAACAGGGCACCGUCCGAGGCGUCAUGGGUAAACCGACGGGUACAAAUAAUUUCGUGACCAAGCUUUACCAAAUGAUAAAUGAUCCAAAGUCGCGGCAUUAUAUUGCAUGGACAGAGCAUGGUACAAGUUUCGUGGUAUGCAAUGUCGGCGAAUUUAGUCGCUCCAUACUAGGACCGCAUUUCAAACACAAUAACUUCUCGUCUUUCGUCCGACAGCUGAACAUGUACGGGUUCCACAAAAUCAAUAGAACACCACGUGCCCAACGCACAUCCACGAGCUCCCAGACAUGGGAGUUUUCACACCCCAAAUUUCUUCGAGAGCGACCGGACCUUCUAGAUACGAUCAAGCGAAAGGCGUUGGAGGCUGAUCCGUGGGAGACGCGUCGGUAAGCGCAGAGAAUCUUCUAUUUAGGAAUGACCUUAUUAUUUAUGAAGUAUCGAACUUCCCGGUGAGGUUGCUCGGUUUUUGGGUAACAUCCGCGAGGAGAAUCGCGCAUUAUGGCGAGAGAUCAGACAGCUCGGCGGACAAAUCCCACCACAAUU